CCCGCUGUCCAUCUCGUAACUGCUGUCCAGCCUAAUUGGAGGACACUGAGUAAAUGGGAAAACCGGGAGCGCGUCUUUGAGCUGCAGUUGGAAAGUGGAGCAGAGUGCGCACUGCUUCUCCUCAGGAGCAAAACUGCGUUGCUUUCUCACUCAUAACAAGUUGAUGUUUAGGCGGAGCUAGAUGUUCUCGUUUAUGGCAGGUCGGAUUCUUUAUCACAUAUUUUAAUUUGACGAUCCUGCUUUUCCAGUUGAUGCGGAGGAUACAAGCAGAGUUUCUGCACAUGUAGCGCAGAAAGACGGAUUCUCCAGAGGCUUCCGUAAGAGUAACAGCCAUGUAUGCAGGACGCAAGAGGAGAAAACCCGUUCAGCGAGUGGUGAAGCAACCACCAACUGCGGGAUCCAAGUCCAAUCCAUCUAAACGACAUAGAGACAGGCUAAACGGGGAGCUGGAGCGGCUGGCCAGUCUGCUGCCGUUUCCUGAAGAGGUCACCACCAGUCUGGAUAAACUGUCCAUCCUCCGCCUAAGUGUCAGCUACCUACGAGCCAAGAGUUUCUUCUCUGUUGCCCUCAACAAUCGAAAUGGAGGGAAGGAUGGUCACAAUAAAACAGGAGGAACAAAUACCAAGAUGCCCGAGGGUGAGCUUCUGCUGCAGGUCAGUUAUGAACCACCAAAAGCACCAUGACUACAACAGAGCAGCCCUUUAUCAUCACUGACCGUGUGCAACAAAACUGUUUGUCUAUAUUAUUAUUUAUUAAUUAGUCAAACAUGUUGUCUUUAGUGUUAGUUUGCUGUUAGGAUUCAGUUCCAGGGAUUCGCAGCUGGGAGCAUCAUGCAGGCUCUGGGACUCAGCUCUCGAUGAGACUGUCUUUGACAUUUUACUCUGUUCACGUGACUCAUUGUUUCAUUUUUGUACAUUUGAGAACUGCAUUAAAACGGCUGUGUUGCUCGUCUCAGUGUUGUUCAAAUAUGUUUGACUCCAUCUGUGCAGGAAUAAUACGAUUUAGCUUCUUUAUACUUAAAAAUACCUGAAGUUUUAAAAGCACACUUGUAUAAAUGUUUGUGUGGCAGACGUGUAAAAAAAUGACAGUGACCUCUUCAUGACAAAAUCACAAAGUGUGUGAGGGAUGAUUCACUGCCAUCCUCACAUCGGUUCACACUGGUGCAACUAAACAUCGCCUGAGCUGUUCAGCUGCAGCCAGUGAGCUGAUGAGUAAAGGAGCAGUAAUUUGCACUUUUGUGUCUUUGGGUCAUGAGUGAAAACAGCGCUACUGUCAUUCUCAUAGCCACGAACAGCAGGAGGCUCAGUGUCUGUUGGAGCUACUUCAACGACGUUACUGCUCAAGUCUUCAUCAAGUCAGUGUUUAUAUUUGGAUUUCAUCCAUAAGCCAGCGCGUAGCAUAAGAACUCGUUCCUCAGGAACGCCUUGGGACUUGACAAAUCGUCGGGAUGUUACGCCUCGGGAGUGAGAACGGGCUGUAAAUGCCUGGAGUCUUCCCAGGACUCACAUCCACCAGGUUACUGGUUUGGUUAAUCCACGGCCUCUUUAUGGACCAGUUUGUGCAAAUGUACUGUAAAUAUCACAGACUUCGGCUCUAAUCAAAUACAAAUUAGGUGACCUGGAGAGUGUGACAGGAUAAUCUGAUAGAAAUGCUGUUAUGGGAUAUUUUCUGGAAUUUCAGGUAGAAAUUAUUGAUCAAAAAUCCAGUUUGACUUCUAACAGAAAGAUAAGAGCUCUGUGCCGUCUGUGCUGCGUGUGUGGAGAAAGCUUGCUGGCUGCCGGAGCUUUUCGGGAUCGGCUGCAGUCUUUGAUUUUCCAGCCCACUUCCUUCCAAUGUGCAUCACACUGGCAUUCCAGGAGAGCUGAGGAAACAGGCUCCUUUCUCCAACAUUCAGACUUCUUUCACAUGAUAACUGUACGUUACCCAAACUGUUCGAAGUGAGAAAUGAAAGGUCAUUUGUAGAUGAGUCAGGAGGCGGUGCUCCACAGAGAACUUGCUCCUCGUGCUCCUGAUCCUCAGAAUAAGCGAGGAGAUGAACAGUGAUGGUUUGUCUCCAAAGAAUAGGCUUCAUAAAAGGAGUUCUUGUAUGAAGCCUCUUCCUUUGCUGUUCUUCACAUCAGAUGGUAGUGAAUUAUAGAGGAGCCAGUCAAUUAUUCAAACAGAGAAUGCAGGAAAUAUGGCAGAAUUUAGUAAUUGUGCUACUUUUCCCUUUUAGGUAAUGUUAAUAAUGAACACAGUGAAGGUUCACACAACAGCUACGACAACACAGGACACAGGCUGCCUGCUUUUAGUCUGGAAACCAAGACGUACACAGAUGAUGCCUGAAGUAAACCCUGACAGCUCGGAGGUUAAUGAUACCAUGAGGUGCUAACUGGUUUGAUUCUGGAUGAUUCAGGAAGAGUUCAGACAUGUUUGUGUCAGUUUCAGUGGCUGUUCAUGCUCCCUGAAGGAAGCAGGUCAUGGGAGGGCAUCAGUGCUGUGCUAUCAGAGAGGAGUGUGUGUGUGUGUGUGUGUGUGUGUGUGUG
Messenger RNA from Pundamilia nyererei, 2525 nucleotides. RefSeq names its product aryl hydrocarbon receptor-like. The record is from RefSeq and is a predicted model, not a curated record. Gene Ontology annotation, biological process: response to xenobiotic stimulus; xenobiotic metabolic process; regulation of transcription by RNA polymerase II. The transcript is spliced from 3 exons. Gene Ontology annotation, molecular function: protein dimerization activity; transcription cis-regulatory region binding; nuclear receptor activity. Gene Ontology annotation, cellular component: nucleus; aryl hydrocarbon receptor complex. Lineage: Eukaryota; Metazoa; Chordata; Actinopteri; Cichliformes; Cichlidae. Bases 333 to 683 code for a protein of 116 amino acids.